AUGGCUGACGCCUACUCUUCAAUUAUCUCUCAUGUUGGUGAGGACGUAAAUAGGCAAGGACUCCUGAAAACCCCUGAAAGGGCUGCGAAAGCGAUGUUGUAUUUUACGAAAGGAUACGAGCAACAAUUAGAUGAUAUUUUGAAUGAAGCGGUCUUCGAUGAGGACCACGAUGAAAUGGUCAUUGUGAAGGACAUAGAAAUGUUUUCGCUAUGCGAACAUCACCUUGUGCCGUUUAAUGGAAGGGUGCACAUCGGGUAUCUACCCAACAAAAAAGUUCUGGGUCUCUCAAAAUUGGCUCGAAUUGUCGAGAUGUUUAGUCGACGACUUCAAGUACAAGAACGGUUAACCAAGCAGAUAGCGACAGCAAUGGUUCAGGCAGUUCAACCUGCUGGUGUUGCAGUAGUUAUUGAAGCAAGCCACAUGUGCAUGGUUAUGCGUGGAGUUCAAAAAAUAAAUGCGACGACGUCCACCUCCUGUAUGCUCGGAGUGUUUAGGGAUGAUCCAAAGACGAGAGAAGAAUUUUUGAAUCUCAUCAACAAGAAGUGA
This is a messenger RNA of Haemonchus placei, 546 nucleotides long. Lineage: Eukaryota; Metazoa; Nematoda; Chromadorea; Rhabditida; Trichostrongylidae. The record is from the annotation of a GenBank genome assembly.